GCCGUGCGCUCACUGCAAGGCCAUUCUCAAUGUCCCUCAUGGCUUGGCCAGGUUCACUUGCCCUCAGUGCAACGUUGACCUCGCUGUCGAUUUGUCCAAGCUCAAGCAGUUCUAUCAGCCUCGCCAGACUCCGCCUCCGCCUCCGCCUCCCGAGGAAAUCAACGAGUAUGGCUGCUAUUCCUGCUCAGCUCCCUGAUGAGUUUGGUCCUGGGCCCAUUAACGAUUCGGUGUUAAGGUUUAUAAAAACACAUCGAGCGUGCGCUGUUUGGGAAGGCAAGGAUCCAGGGCCACUGAAAUGCCGCGGUCGUAAUGACGAGUUCUGAAAACGACGCCGGAUAGUGGUGGAUGAUCGUAUCGUCGACAUUGUGAAGAGAGUUGGAUUAGAGGGGCUGUAUAGGACCCCAGGUAGAGAGAUUGAUCAUAACCUGAUCACGGCCUUCGUUGAGCGAUGGCGGCCUGAAACCCACACCUUCCACCUGCCCCAUGGUGAGACAACGAUCACAUUACAAGAUGUGGAGGUUCUUUUCGGGAUUCCAAUCGAUGGUGAGGCAAUUGUUGGAACAACUGACUUGAAAUGGAAGGAUGAAUGUCGGAGUCUGCUUGGAAUUGCUACUAAUAGCACCACGCUUAAAGGACAAAGGAUCCAAAUUAAGAAGCUACUAGAAAAAAUUGACGAAGGGUUGCCCGAUGAUGCAACAGAGGUGGUUGUGCAUCAAUAUGCACGGUGUUAUAUCCUAGCACUCCUGGCAGACACAAUUUUCGCCGACAAGUCUGGUGAUAGGGUGCAUACGAUGUGGUUGCAGAUGCUGAGGAACCUUCGAAAUCCACCUCAGUACAGUUGGGGGAGCGCUUGCCUUGCAUGGCUGUACAGACAGUUAUGCAGGGCAACCGACAGAGGUGCUAGUCAGAUUGGUGGGGCCUUGUUGCUAGUUCAGUAUUGGGCAUGGGUCAGAUUCCCUUUUUUGUGCCCAAGGAUGGACCUCCCACCAGAUGGUGCAUAUGGCCCACCAUUUGCACCUUCUCCAUUGUCUAUUAAGACUGUGUGGGUUGUGAACACCUUGAAUAGCCCCGCCGAAAUCUGUUUGGUCCGGUACCGUCAGCUUUUAGAUUGUAUGCAUCCAAAGCAGGUGGUGUGGCAACCAUAUGAAGCUAAAUUAGCCCACCUGCCUGCGUUUUGUGUCGCCGGAAGGGAUGUAUGGACAGCGAGGGUACCGCUUGUAUGUUUCUGGCUAGUAGAGAAACAUACACCGGACCGUGUUGUUCGUCAGUUCGGGAAGGUACAAGAACCCCCCCUAUAUGUUGAUACUGACGAAGCCCUUCAUGCCAUAGACCUGAGGGGGAAGAUGGAGGUGAAUUGGAGGGACAGACAUUAUGGCCAUAUCCGAGUAUGGGAUAGUCGAGCACGAUCUCCAUGUCCUGGAGCACAACUAGAGGGUGAUAUAUCGCCUGCUCAUCCAUACUUCGAUUGGUACGAUAGGGUGACUUGGAGGUUCGUCGACCACACUUCGGCUUCACUUAUUAUUAUGGUUGCCAGUCACAAGAAGUUGUUGAAACUUUAUACAGUAGGCAGUCAUGAGUACAAGCAUAUUUCAGCUGUACUUAAGACAGUGGAACGCCUUCACCGUAUAACUGCUCGACUUCCGUUGGAAGAUAUCGAUGGGGCAAAUCCAGAAGCGCCAGAAGAUACUGGACGACCAAGCACAAGCUCAACUCAUGCCAGCCAUAGCCAUGGUCAGCGUGCUGCAUCCCAUCAGGUCGUCAGUAGGGCAGAUCUCCCUCCACCCCCACGUGCAUCUCCUGCCCCAGAGUUCCCUCCACCUCCACAUGCAUCUCCUUCCCCAGAGAUCCCUCCACGUACUGCUCAUGCAGUUUCUGACCUAGAGAUCUCUCUACCCACUGCUCAUGCAUCUUUUCACCCCGAGAUCCCUUCACACACCUCACAUACAUUUUUUGAUCCUGCUCAUCUUUCAUUUACUCCACCAUCCUUUGAUCUAGGCCCUGAUUUCAGUCAAACCCCUCCUGUCAUGCACACGCAAUCCCCCUCGUACAGCAUUGGUCAUACAGACCAUGUACCACCCCAUAGUCACUCCAUGUCAUUCAUGCCCACUCCUAGACUGCAUAUAGAUCCCAUGACUACGGGCACUCACAUUUCAUUUGCUACACCAUCCUCCCCCGCAGUUGUUGGGAGUCAAGCAAAACAGCCAGCUGUGUAUGUUGAGAAUGAGCAGGUUGUUGGGUUACAGUCACCCCCACAAGGUCGACCUAAACGUACAAUAAAAGCACCUCCUUGUGGGACAGGUGGUCACAAAGCAGGACACAACGUUGGCCCCACACAUCGUGAGGAGCCUCACGAAGGAGAUGCAGUACCCCCUCCCCCACAUACCAGACACUAUACGAGACAGCAUAAGCGUAAAAUGCAUUAAGAUUAGCAUCCCAUAGAGAUUGUUGAUCUUUCAUUUUGUGGAAGUGUGUCAAAAAUUGGUGGAUUAACUUUUGAUGAGCCUAAUUGAAAUAUCUCUUGGGAAAUUUGUUGAUGAGAAUAAAGUUAAACUGCUGAAAGACAAAGGUUUACCACUAGAAGGCUGUGUUGUUGUUGCUGGGCGCACAGACAAAGGGGUCACAGCUCUUCAACAAAAUUGUGCUUUUUGUAUGAACUAUGAUGCUAUCAUUGUGUGGAGUAAAAGAAGCUAAGAGUGGAGUUCUUGUAGUCUUGCCCUAAAGACAUAUGUUAGUUUGAGAAUUUUUCUUAACUUUUUUGCUAUUGUUACUGAGGUCCAUAUUCAGUUACAUGUACAAAUUCCAAUUGUCUAGUGGAAAUGCCCUUAUUUAGAAUGAUAGAUGCUGUUAUCUCUAUGAUUGUGAUAUAUAACUGCAAGAAUGUUUUUAAAUUGGUUUGACUUCAUUAUAAGGUUUUGAGAGGAAAUUGUAGAUUUGGACUGUAUUCAAUGUUACGUAUGAACUCAUCAAUUAUAAGAUCUCAAAGGCUUUAUGUAAAAGUAACAAGGUAGCUAGGAUAUAAACAUUGUUGUAUGAGCUCAAUGAAGUGCAACACACACACACACACACACAUAAACUUCAUGCAUUUGGACAUUGCUUCAAGUGAGGUAGUGCUGGUUGGCUGUAUGCUCUAAUGCUUUAUAUACAGAACAUGGGAAAGGUGUUGA
Quercus robur (English oak) is the source of this 3164-nucleotide messenger RNA. RefSeq lists its product as uncharacterized. Bases 792 to 2423 code for a protein of 543 amino acids. Lineage: Eukaryota; Viridiplantae; Streptophyta; Magnoliopsida; Fagales; Fagaceae. The transcript is spliced from 9 exons. Gene Ontology annotation, biological process: meristem development; meristem maintenance. The record is from RefSeq and is a predicted model, not a curated record.